Cottoperca gobio is the source of this 8250-nucleotide messenger RNA. Its product is annotated as alsin-like. The record is from RefSeq and is a predicted model, not a curated record. The transcript is spliced from 41 exons. Lineage: Eukaryota; Metazoa; Chordata; Actinopteri; Perciformes; Bovichtidae. Gene Ontology annotation, cellular component: cytoplasm; dendrite; intracellular membrane-bounded organelle. Gene Ontology annotation, biological process: regulation of GTPase activity; endosomal transport. The coding region runs from base 336 to 5288 and encodes 1650 amino acids. Gene Ontology annotation, molecular function: small GTPase binding; guanyl-nucleotide exchange factor activity.
UCAGAGGCAACUUCUGCUUUCACUGCGCUGCACUGAUUGGAAUAUAAAAAUUGUGCCAUUGCUCGGGCUUCUGCCGAGACAGCUACACACAGCUAUCCGGACUCAUUCAGAGGGACAGUACCAAACAUCUCCGCAACGUGCUCCCGAGUUCAAACCGUCAGUUGACAGUUGUUGACAAAGAACAAGCACUUGAAGCCAGAUGAACAGAAGAAGUGUCAAAACAGGACAGAGGAUUUUUGUUCCUGGAUUUUUUGUUGGGAGUGAACAGAAGGCAAGAGCUUUGGAAAAAUGUUGAUAAAGAUGCCUUCACUGUCCUGUGGAAUGGGGAGUCUGAAAUGAUGGAGAACAGAGAGGAGAGCCCUGCAAAUGAGCGGGCCCCCACACCUACAGAGCGAGGACUGCUCCACAUCUGGCAGUCAGCGGGCCCCAGUGCUCAGCUCUGUCCAGAGAGAGUGCUGCUGUCCAGGCCUGUCCUGCAGGCUGCCCUGGGAGAACACCAUGGACUCCUGCUGAUACAGGGUGGACAGGUGUAUUCCUUCGGAGAGCUGUCGUGGAGGGAUCUGAGCAUCCCGGUAUCUGCUCCGGUGCUGGAGGUCUCUCUGCUGGGGAGGAUGGUGGUUCGUGUGGCUGCUGGUGGUUUCCACUGCGGAGCACUGAGCGAGCAGGGCAAUGUAUACAUGUGGGGGGAGAACACUGCAGGACAGUGUGGGCUGACUGAGAGGGGCACUGUCACAAACAUCACAGUCUCAGAGCCUUGCCCGGUCACUGUGGUGGACAGUGAUGUCGUUCCUCCAGUAGUGGUUCGGGUUGUGCAUCUGGCUCUCGGACGGGAGCACAGCCUGGCUCUGUCGGCCCAGAACGAGCUGUGGGCUUGGGGCAGCGGCUGCCAGCUUGGCCUGGUCACCAACUCCUUCCCUGUCUGGAGACCAAAGAAGGUGGAGCACUUGGCAGGCAGACAUGUAAUUCAGGUGGCUUGUGGUGCCUACCACAGCCUGGCCGUGGUUCGCAGUUUACCUCCACCGAAUACCCAGAAUCCUUCUGAGAAGAGGGAGCGGGGUCAGUCACCUCACUAUUCAGUGACAGAAAGGGAGGAGCCGUUUGCAGUUGAUGCAGGUCACUACUGUCCGCUGGGGGUGGAGCUGACUGAAGUCAUGACAGGCGAGACCUCUCCCAGAAGAGGAGGCCCCAGACGAAGGUUUCAACCUAGGGGAAGGUCAGUUGGCAGCAGCCCUGGCUCCGCAGCCAGUUCAUGUCCAUUUUCUGAAGAUGGCAAAUCUUACACUAAACAGACAAAUCUUCCAGUUGGGCACACUCACCCUCGCACUGAGACAGACGGCAGUCCCAAGUCUCACUCGCUGUCAGGCUGGAGAUCCAAUAAGAACUCUGCGUUCUCUGACGAAAUGGAGAUUAAUAACCUCCUCCAGAAACUCUCUAGUCACCCGUUGGAGAUGCAACACACCGCCGGGCCAGGAGAUACUGACUCACUGAGCAGUUACACUUCAGAUGACAGCUGUGUUUCCUCAACUCCUUCCACGGAUCUGUUGACUUCAAGUUACAAAGAAGACUCGCCAAUUAAGAGUCAAACCAACAAUGGAGCGGCCGUGCCGUACUCCUCCUCCCCAGUGGGUUUGGAAGAUAUUCGUCUUUGUCUGGAGGCGGAGAAACAGGCACUACAGGGGCAGAAGAGCACCAGUCUCACAAAUAUAAACCAGAAGGGGAAAGCAGCAGCAAACAGGAGACGCUCCCUGCCUGGAACACCCACCCGUGGUAGGAAUGGGUCUCCACAGCGACGGCGGCCUUGUGCCUGUAGGCCGUCCCUUGCUGGUCAGACCCAGGCUGCAGCACCGGAGGAGGCUGGAGACGGGCUGCCAUCUCUAGAGACAGAAGUGUGGAGCUGGGGCCGGGGGUCUGAGGGGCAACUGGGCCACGGAGAUCGGCUUGCCAGACUCCAGCCUCUGUGUAUCAAGUCUUUGACCGACGAGGAGGUGAUCAAAGUUGCCGCAGGGUCACACCAUUCGCUCGCCCUCACCGCUCACUGCCAGGUGUACUCAUGGGGCAGCAACAUGUGCGGACAGCUCGGCCACGACAACAGUCCUGUCACUCUACCUCAACAGGCAAAGCUGUCUGAUGGUCUUCGGGUUUGGGACGUGUCAGCCGGUCAGAGCCACUCUCUCCUCCUGGCUGAUGGAGACUGUGUCCAGCCGGUCCUGUUGUAUUGCGGCCAGCAGCAAGAACCAACAUCAGUGCUGAGUGAGAGGUCAUGCCAGAGGUCACCCAACAGAGCAGAUAGUUAUACAGUCAGACCCACCCUGCUGCCCUUCUGCAUGGAGAUGGGUUACAUCAACAGCGUGUGCAGCGGUGGUCAGAGCUGUGCGGUGUUGGCAGACCAGAACGUCAUGGGUUUUAUCUCGGCUAUCCAUGAGCUGGCCUCCAGAGAGAGACAGUUCGACUGCUGGUUGAGCAGCAUUAAGAAGCUCCUCCUCACACCGCUACGUAAUAGAGAGAGUGUGUGUCCGUCGUUAGGUGAGCCAUGCACGCAUCUCUUCUUCUCUCUCUGUGAGAGUUUUGUUCGUCUGAGCGUCCUGAUCGGUCGACACUCCACGUCACUCAGCUACUUCCUGCAUGAUGUGCAAAGCUCUGAUGUCACUUCCAUUCCCCUGGUGACGCACACUGAGCACUUUAUGGACAUUUAUAAAGAGUACUGUUCUUCAGUGGGUAACUUCCAGGUGAUGGGUGGAUUCCGAUCACUCCAUAAACUCUCACUUGAGUGUUUAGGCUCUCAGCAGACCAUGCUGGCUCAGCUGUGUGUAUCAGACCAGUCUGUUAGUGGGGAUGUUGAUCUGGUCUCCUUGUUUUACUGGCCUCUGCAGCAGCUCCACCAGUACAGCCGAGUCCUGCUCAAACUGGCAGCCUGCUACGAUGUGUUAACUGCAGAGUAUCAGUCCCUCCAUCAGGGCUGUGGUCAGUAUGACUCCCUGUCUUUGUCCCUGUUGAGGAGGAAGAAGGAGGCUGAAACCACCUUCCUCUUCUGGAAGACCCACUCUGGAAAAACUACAGAGGUCCUGCGUCUCCCACAGCGCCGUGUGUUGUGUGAAAGCAGCAGCAGAUCUCUGACUCUGCAGAACGCUGGGCGGUUCUCCAACCACUGGUUCAUACUGUUCAAUGACACCCUGGUGCACACACAGGGGGCCAUUCCCUCUCAGAGCCUCUUCUCCACACAUCAUGUCUACCCUCUGACCUGUCUGUGGGUGAAACCAGUUACUGAAGACAGCAGCGGACUCUAUGCCAUCAGAAUGACUUGUCCAGAGGAGAGUUUCACCCUGGUGGCCUCAACGCCACAAGAGAAGAACAAGUGGCUUCGGUCUCUUAACCAGGCGGUGGAUCAGGUGCUGGGUGGUGCAGGUCAGGGGUCGUCGCCGGGGUUAAUAGCAAUGUCUCGCACGACCUCCUACACGUUCAACGGAGACGGUCGGUUUAAAGAUGCACAGUACACCGGGGGCUGGCUGGUAGGACGAGUUCAUGGCAGAGGCACCAUGAAGUGGCCAGAUGGACGGACCUACAGCGGGAACUUUAAGAAUGGACAGGAAGAUGGCUAUGGAGAGUGUAUAAUACCUAACAAACUGCUGAAUAAGCCAGACAGCUAUCAAGGACACUGGAGAGAUGGCAAGAUCCAUGGUUUCGGCAAGUACAAGUACGCCAGUGGCGAGGUGUACGAGGGCUGUUUCUGCGAUGGACAGCGGCACGGUUACGGCAUGCUGAGCUCCGGAAAACUGGCCAAAAAGUCCUCCAGCGUUUUCAUUGGCCAGUGGGUCCACGACAGGAAGUCAGGAUACGGAGUCUACGAUGACAUGACCAGAGGUGAGAAGUACAUGGGACUGUGGCUCGACGAGCAGCGACACGGCAGCGCUGUGGUUGUCACCCAGUGCGGCGCUUACUAUGAAGGGACCUUCAGAGACAACAAGAUGUGUGGAGCAGGUCUGUUGGUGUCAGAUGACGACACAGCUUUACAUGGGGAGUUUUGUGAUGACUGGACUGUCAACGGGAAGGGUGUUUUAUCCCUGUCUAACGGUGACUGCCUGGAGGGCCUGUUCAGUGGAGAGUGGACCGCAGGGCUGAAGGUGGUUGGAACGUACAGCAAACCAGCUGCAGAAGAACCAGAAAACAAAGAGAGAAACCGCCUGCUCAGGGUGGGUCAGUACGUGGUGCCCGCAGGUCAGAGGUGGCUCUGUGUGUUUGAUGAAUGUUGGAGUCGACUGGGCUGUGACGCUGCUGGGAGAGGAGAGAGGACUGCAGCCUGGGACAACAUCGCUGUUACUAUAGCAACAGCACGACGACAAAGCCCAGUUCUCAGUAGGUCUCAGAGUAAAGUACUGGAGUGUUUGGAGUUUAUUCCCCAGCACGGAGAGCCAGUGACCUCCGCAAACUACGACAACAUACGAAGAUACCUCAUGAAGGCGUGUGAGACGCCUCACCACCCUCUGGGCUGGCUGGUGGAGACGUUGGUGACGGUCUACAGGAUGACUUAUGUUGGUGUGGGAUCCAACCGCAGGCUGCUUAGACAGGCCGUCCAGGAGGUUCUGUCCUACCUCACACAUUUCUACAGCAUCGUUAGGUUUCUGUUUCCGGGGUUACCAGAUGAUGGGGGCAUCAUCCCAGACCCCCCUGCUUCUCCAUCUAAGAGCAAUCACAACACUAACAUAGCAGAGCAAGGCAGUGUUAUGGUGUUGAGCUGCUCCUCGCUGCUCCUCCCUCAGCUGCUCCCUCGACUCUACCCUCCUCUCUUCACCAUGUACUGUCUGCAGGAGGAGCAGGAUGAGGCCCAGUACUGGGAGCGCAUCCUCCGACUCAACAAACAGCCCGACCAGUCACUGCUCAGCUUCCUGGGAGUGCAGGAGAAGUUCUGGCCCGUGUGGAUGUCAAUUCUUGGAGACAAAAAACAGAUUGUGUCCAGCAGUAAAGAUGCCUGCUUUGUUUCAGCUGUCGAGACACUCCAACAAAUAAGCACGACCUUCACUCCGUCAGACAAACUCCUCGUCAUCCAGAAGACGUUUGAGGAAAUGACCCAGGAAGUAAAACCUAUGCUGGAUGGUAACUUCCUGUGGUGCAUGGAUGACCUGCUCCCUCUUUUCCUCUAUGUGGUGCUCAGGGCAAGGAUCAGGAACCUGGGAGCUGAGGUCAGUCUGAUAGAAGACUUAAUGGAUCCCAACGUUCAGCACGGAGAGAUGGGACUGAUGUUCACCACCCUACAGGCCUGCUACAUCCAGAUCCAGCAGGAGUCGGAGAUGUAGGAGCGAAGACGCCACACAGACAAACAGCAAUGAAAGCGCUGCCAGGAGCGGCGCGGUGCUUCACAAGCACGAGAACAAAAACCAGUCCAGCCGUACUCUACUGGAGGCUGCACGGACAGAUGGAGGGACUCCUUCUGUCAAACAGGGAGAAGAUGUCCGACACCUCAUUCACUGUGGAUCUUUCAGUAUGUUUCAGCUCGCCAAACUUCAGUCUUUUCUAUGGAUAACACAUCGCCCUCUUCUGGACAUGUCAGAAAACUGCCCUCAUAACAACAUUUGGUAAGAUGUUGUCACUGUAGGUUUUCUGUAAUGCUUUGUACGAAUACAUCAGCUCGAGUUCAAUAAUAUUCAUCAAAAGUAUUUAAUGAAAAUCCCAGACAAACGGUGCAGUUCUCAUUACUUUACAUUAUUUUCAUAUGUUUGUCCUUAAGGGUAAUUAAUUAUAAAGUGAAGUCCCGGUGAGGUGUUCUGUAUAUUGUACUGUAUUGUCUGUAUAUAUAUUACGCCAGGCAAAGGGAGCUGACGCAUCAUGUCACUGAAACGUACUGUAAGUGGCUAGUUACUGAAAAUCUUAAAGAAUAAUGUAGAUUUUAUUUGAAUGGCCAGACACUCCUCAAAGGGAACUUUUGUUUCUGUCUUUCCACUUGUUUAAUUUAACAGUAAAUGCACUGUUGUAAAAAUCCAAUUUGAAUGAAGCCUUCAGCGUUUAACCGCCUACAGUACACUGGAUAUGGUAACUGCAGUGAGAAUGCUUUAGCACUCGUACAGAUUAAUGUGAGCAUUUUGAUGACUGUUCUCUGGUCCCAGAGCAGCAGCAGGAGGUCAAACUGAGCCUCAUCAGUAAACAGAUGAAGGGUUCUGCUUUUCUAACGAAAUACAACUCAAACGUUGUUGAGUUUUACUGUCUGUGUGAGAACAGAGCAAACGGCUUUUAACGCCUCGGAUGUGAUUUGAUAUUUCUUCAUCAGAAGCCAAACCAAAGUCACAGGUCAGAAAUCCUGUUACAUGAGAAAUGAAGCUUCGUGACCUGUGAUGUUAUGUUACUCCAUUUCUAAUUUAGACCCUUUGUUAGCAGGAGAAUUAGUUUAAAACCUCACACUAAACAGACUUUCACUUUCUUGACUGUUUUAAAUCAUUUGUAUUAAUGCAUUUUGAGCGUUUGUAUUCUCCUGUGAUACAAACCCAAACUGUUCAUGAUCCUGCUGCAUGUUGAAACGAACCAUGAAGCCGUUUUUCUCAGGUCUGAACUUAUUAUUCACAACUCGUGUGCAGCCGACCAGUAGGACAGUGACAUGUCACUACAGAGGGAAAUGGUUCUGUACUUUACUUUAUAUAAUUAAUGAGGGAACACUGAUUAGCUAAGCAUUAAGAAAAUGAGUGUGUGCACUGUUAGCGUUUUAGUUUAGUUCAGCCAGGAGAGGGUUUGAAGACGGAUUAUAUUCACUUUGAUUAUAUUGUGUUUUCAGGCCUGUGAGUUUGUGAGCAGGAUUUGUUAAAAACUGCAGAUUUCAGUGAAAUUUGGCGGAAGGUUGACUCCGAAGAAGUGAUGAUUUUAUAGAUUAAUUCACAUUGCUAGUUAGGACAUUUUAAGAAUUGUCACUAUUUUCUUAUGAACUGCUGCACUUCCUUAAAUGAAAGAGAAAUGGCACAUGUAUGCCAUGAUUGUCUAUCACUGUGUGAGUUUCAAUGCAGCUAAUUAGCCAGCUUACAAAAACAUUAAUGUACUUAUUAAUUAACUAAUUAUAUUAGUUAGUUUUGAUCUUUUGAAAUGACUAUUUUUUAAGAUAUUUUCAGAACAUCAAAGUUAUAACUUAAAAAAUAAAAGUUUAUGAUCCUAAAGCAUUUUUAGCUCCCAGAAAUUUUCCCUAUUUUAAGAACCUGAGGAAGCUUCAAAUCACUUUUAAAGGAGCAAUUAUUUAUUAUUAGAAGCCAUUUCAAUUAUUUAUCAGAGAUAUAUAAAAAGUAUAAAUCCUAUGGAAGAAAUUUCCACAACCCUGUCUGGAUAUUAAGCAUCCUCGAGCUUUUAUAUUACAUCUGAAAUACGGAAAAAAGGUCCACUGAGAACUGACGUGGUGAAGAUAUAGACCUGCCUCCAUGUUACUGAAUAUUGACGAACUGAGCUUGUUUUUUAUGUCGUCAGGGUUAAAACGGACAGCCAACAUAAUAUAAGUUCUCUUCAGCGUUACUGACUUGUGUACUGUAUUUAUUGUCACUCACCGUGUGUGUGUGUGUGUUGUGUGUGUGUGUGUGUGUGUGUGUGUGUGGAUAGUUCUCUUUCUUUUUGCGAUUUAAAACCACUGCAGUGAAGUGUAAUCCAGAUGUAACAACUAAGGAUGGAAGCGGACCUCUCUGGUUAAAGGGCAGUGCAGAUGUUUCGCAUGUCAAAUGACCUGCAGUGUUCAGCACGUUACUGAAAUGGUCUAACACUAAUGACUCAGAAAACUUAGUUAUGAUUUCUAAAAUGGUCAUAUGUAGCCUAACAUAAAGCGUACAUCAUUUCUCCUUUUUGGGCUCAAACAUGUAAAACUAGUCCUGAUCUUUUGGUAGAAUCCGACAUUUCGAGAAUAUAACAUGACUGGAUUGAUGACUUGUGUUUAUUAUUAUUUUUUAAGUCUGUGUUUUUGUAACUUCAUACAUUUGUAGAAAUGGAUGAUCAGCGGUACUGAUUGCAGAAUGUUAUCCAAUGCCGAUGGAUUAAUGAGACAUAAAGUGAGAUCAGAAAUGUAAAAUGUGUUUACUCAAAGGGGCAAUAAAUCAGGUUUAAUUCUGGAAAUAUCUCCUUAUCAAUUCUUUAUUCAUUUGAACAAAAAUGUUGAUUAAGUUCUUGACUGUCACUGUAUAGAUUACUGAGUAUCUGAUCAUAUUAAUCCGUUUCAUUGGAGAUGUUGAUUGAAUCCAAGACCUUGUACAUGCAAAGCACACGUUCUACCACUGAGGUGAAUAAACUCCUCUGGUGACAUUA